CCAUUUGCUGGCUAUUCUGACUCUUUAUUAAGCACAAGCAUAAAGAAUAUAUGUGUACAUUCCCUCAAAGAAAAGGAAAAACUAUUCUCCAACUUGCAGACUCCUACACCUUGUUUUCCAGUUUAUAAGGAGCUAGUUUAGCACUCUCUUCCCCAUAACAUCCCUGCUUUACUUCAGUCUUGACUGAGGAACUUAUUGUUUCUUCUCUCUUUCCUUGUAUAUUUCAAUAUAUAGAGUUAAUUAUGGGUUCAUGGACAGUGAAGCAAAACAAGAGAUUCGAGGAGGCGUUGGCAUUAUAUGACAAGGAUACUCCUGAUCGAUGGCAUAACAUUGCGAGAAGUGUAGGAGGGAAAUCAGCAGAGGAAGUGAGGAGGCACUAUGACCUGCUUCUCAAGGAUAUCAUCCAAAUAGAAAAUGGUCAUGUACCUUUGCCCAAAUACAAGCCUGCUGGACCUUAUGCUAAUGAACAAAGGCUUCUGAAGAAUCUAAGGCUACAGUGAGAAGAAAAUUGCAGCGAUGCUCAAUAUAUAGUCAAUACCAUCAGUUCUGUAUAAAAUGCAAAAAAGAUAUGCAUCAACAUUAUUAGCAAAUUCAUCUCUAAAGUGAUUUGCAACUUAUGUUUAGUCCUCCUCUGGUGCUUCUUUCGCCAACUUUCUAUUCCCAGAUUAUAAAGAAAACAAAAUGCACUACGAUUAUUUCUGUUUCAGCUAUAUAUCUUUUGCUUCUAUCUUCGUGUAUGUUUUUGUUUAGACCAAAAUAUGUAAAUGAAAAAAAUAUUACUGUAAUACUAUGUUUCCGU
Lycium ferocissimum is the source of this 799-nucleotide messenger RNA. RefSeq names its product protein RADIALIS-like 2. The transcript is spliced from 2 exons. The record is from RefSeq and is a predicted model, not a curated record. The coding region runs from base 243 to 500 and encodes 85 amino acids. NCBI's taxonomy places the organism in Eukaryota, Viridiplantae, Streptophyta, Magnoliopsida, Solanales, Solanaceae. Gene Ontology annotation, molecular function: DNA-binding transcription factor activity.